UAAUGUCAAUGUUACUAGCGUUUCUAGUGCCAAAUUAAUAACACAAAUUCUAGUUAAUAUUGCAGUGUAGCCACUACACCAUUUUCUUUUAAAUUUUUAAACAAUCAAGGACAUCCUACCUCAACCGUCGUUUAAUACUGUGUUCACUGCCAAUAAAAUCGAAAUUCGCCUAUUUUGAUUCGUGAAUUAAGGAUCAUAUUUGCUGGCGUGUGGAAGCCAUCUUGCAUUUAGAUUUUGAAAAUCUGUGAUAGAUUUUUUAAACCAGUUUUUUAAGUACAAUGGUUACGGUGCCCAAAAGAAUUAGUAUUGAUCUCAUUGAGCCGAAUCUGUAUUUGGGAAAUCGUUCAGCAGCCAAAGAUCUUCAAACUAUUGAAAAAUAUAACAUAACGCACAUUUUAUCGAUCGAUCAAACUCCACUACCUCAUGAAAUAGUAAAGAACGAAAAUUUGACCACAAAAUUCAUCUGUCUUCGCGAUCAACCAGAAGACGACUUGUUGUAUCACCUAGAUGAUACUUACGCUUUUAUUUCAAAAGGUCUGUCCAAAGGAUGUGUGUUAGUUCACUGCUUUUACGGCGUGUGUCGAAGCGCCUCUACUAUUAUUGCGUUUAUUAUGAGGAAGCAUCACGUUUUGUAUAAAGAAGCAUUUGAGAGGGUGCAAGAGCAAAGAAAUAAGGUCUGCCUCAACACUGGAUUUAUUGCGCAAUUGAAACUUUACCAAGAAAUGGGGUACAAAGUAGACUCGUCAUACACAAAUUAUAGAAUUUACAGAUUGCAGAAAGUUGCAAAUCAAGUACGUGAAAUGCAGUUGGUGCCACAAGAGUGCAAGGAUGUCAUCCAGAAGGAUCCUGGACUGGGUCCAGUAGCGCCAGAAGCCAACGUUUAUUGUUGUAAGGAGUGUAGUAGGGUUUUAGCAGAUGAGUCACAAUUGAUUCCUCACAAGACCCACCAGGGAGAAGUGUGUAAUAUGGCGUAUUUUGUUUUUCCAAUUGAUUGGAUGGAUUGCUGCAAGAUCCUCCAAAGAGCGCUGUGGUGCCCACAAUGUAAUGUCAACGUGGGCUCUUUCAACUGGAAUAUUGGUGUAAGAUGUCCAGAGUGUCAUAAUGCACAGAUUCCUGCGUUUUGUUUAACACCAGCAAGGGUGGAAUUUAUCAAAGGAUGCAAACCUUGAUGUGUUUCUAUUUUUUUAAUGUUUUAAUGCUCAGUAAUUUAAUAUAUUUGUAAAUACUUAGAUAGAAUUAAAAGUAUGUAUUGUGUAACACACUUUUUAUGUGCUUUACUGCAAUUUGGACUGAAUAUUGGCUGUUUUUUUUUAAGUAAAGACUGAUGUUUACACUUACUAUUUUAUGUAAAACAAAAAUAAAAAGAUAAUAUUUUUUGGACAUCCUGUUUUUUCUAUCACUAUACUGUGAUUUCUCAGAAAAUGUGCAGACAGGAGACACUAUGAUGUAUGGUAACUGAAAUUAAUGAUUAUUUUUCUUGUUGAGAAUGA
Messenger RNA from Zophobas morio, 1490 nucleotides. Its product is annotated as dual specificity protein phosphatase MPK-4-like. The coding region runs from base 279 to 1169 and encodes 296 amino acids. Gene Ontology annotation, biological process: protein dephosphorylation. Gene Ontology annotation, cellular component: nucleus. Lineage: Eukaryota; Metazoa; Arthropoda; Insecta; Coleoptera; Tenebrionidae. The record is from RefSeq and is a predicted model, not a curated record. The transcript has 2 exons. Gene Ontology annotation, molecular function: protein tyrosine/serine/threonine phosphatase activity.